Molecule: messenger RNA, 386 nt
Organism: Nanorana parkeri
Lineage: Eukaryota; Metazoa; Chordata; Amphibia; Anura; Dicroglossidae
Gene: TCTA
Product: T-cell leukemia translocation altered
Exons: 3
Coding region: 55-360 (101 amino acids)
Source: RefSeq, a predicted model, not a curated record
GGAGGCAGGCCCAUGGGCGGGGCUCGCCGUAAGAUGGCGGGGUGAAAGGAGAAGAUGGCGCUGUGGGGGUCAGAGUUGUUCUCUCAGUUCUGGGACCUGGUCGCGUCUCUGGGCUCGGAAUUCACUGAAGAGUGGGACAGGAAUGACCUGAGAUCCGCCAUCUUCCGCCUACUGUUGGCCUGGCUGCUCCUCAGUCUUACCGCUAUCCACCUGGCCUGGAGGAGCUACGGGCCCACCGUGACCGCCUUCUACUACCGGCAGGGUCCGGGUGGACAGAAUGGCGGCACUCCGGAAUACCCCUCCCACUUCCCCAUCUGGGAAAGUUCCAGCGCAGAAUCCCUGAAGAGCCACCAGGAGUAACCCCCGGCAACGGAGGAUAUGACUGA